AAAGCAGUAUAAGGAAUCUCUUCCAUUCCCAAAUCUCAACUUAGAAGCCAUUUGUGGCUUUUGUGAGGGAAAUGGAGCCAUUCUAGGAGCAUUUGGCAAGGAUUUUGCUGAAAAUGUGGCUGCAAAUCAUGCUUUAGUCUCUCUACUGGGUUUACAAAGCUGUUAGUUCUUGAGUCUAAGGUGUUUUACAAAAGCAAAAGUAUCAUGGAACUCUUUGCAAGUUCUCGAGCUUCUCGAGAGAGAGUGAGAGAUAGAUUUACUAAUCUUCCAGAGGAUGUUGCUUGUAAAAUUCUUUCCUUCGUCAGUUUUAGAGACAGUGCUUGUGUGGGAUGUGUGUCCAAAAGAUGUAGAGAGUUUUCUCUAUGCGUUCAGAACUUGGAUUUUGAUUCGGCCUAUGCAAUUUACAUGCGGGAUAGGUUGAGGUUGUUGAAUUGUUUGGAUAGGUUCUUGUUUCAACGCGGGGAGAAGGAGAUAAAGAGCUUUCGUAUUCAUUGGAUCUUUGAAGGAGAAAGUGCAAGAAACGAUGAGCAUUUUCGAGUAAUGUCAUGGAUCAAUUAUGCAGUCAAGUGCAAUGUUGGAAGUCUUAAUCUUGAGCUCAGUAAGUUUGGGGGGAUGAUGACAUUAGAAUUGCCGUCUUGCAUCUUUCAUUGCAAGUCUUUGAGGCAUCUAAUUGUGGAUGUAUUGAACACAGGAGGGAAGAUUCUUAAGACGCCCUCCUUUGCUUGUUCCAGUAAUCUCCAAUCCUUAAAACUGAAAAAUGUUACUAUUGAGGAGGGGUUUGGUAAAUGGAUCUCAUGGUGUUGCAAAUGCAUAAAGGAAUUAUCACUUGAACAGGUAUUCAAGACAGAAAGAAUCAGCAUUGAAAGCUCAUCUCUGGAAUCAUUUAGUCUUAAGAGUGAUUAUCGUUUGUGUUCUGAUGAUCUCCUUAAGCUCUCCAUCCUUAACGUCUCAGGUGAAAAACUGGGAAAAAUACAUGUACAAUGGAAAACACGUAAACGUGGCAUAGAUUAUUUGCAGAUUUUUGCCCCUAAUGUUAAAGAUUUGACAUUGAUCGGGAUUUUCAUGAAUUACCUGUCUUUGGGGAAAUUAAUGUGUUUAGAAAAGUCAAUAAUUUAUCCAUUAGGCAUACAUCAUUUUGACAAGGCGUUUGAGAUUCUUUGCAGUGUAAGCAGAGCUAAAGUUCUUGCUGUGAUCGGAGACAUCAUAAAGGUUGUGUUCAGGGAAGGCAUCAUGACACCACCCUUAGAUAAUGUUUAUUGCUUUUCUAUGCUUGGGACGUUGACUGACGACCUUGUCCCACCUAUGGCCAAUCUUCUUAAAACAGUGCCUAAUUUGAUUAGUUUGCGCAUAAGUAAUGCAGUCAUCCCUCUCAACUCUAGUACAAAUUCAUCUGGGUUCAAUAUCAGCUAUUGGAAAUCCCUGAACCUGGCUUUUGUUGAUCAUCUUGAGUACGUAUCAAUACCAAUUUUCAAUGGAGAUAAUGAGGUGGAGUUUGCAGCUUAUUUGCUCGAAAAUGCUAGGAAUUUGAAGAGAAUGGUCAUUUAUCACUCAGGCCAACAUAGUGCUAUAAACUGGCUUCAAAAUAAAAGCUUCUGCUAUUCCACUGCCAAUGUUAUCUUUAUGGAACCAGUCAAGCAGUUGAUCAAGAAAACAAAGGAAACAGAAAGGAGGCUGAUGUUCUAGUUGAUCACAAGUCCAGAAUGCUGAAAAGAAGAAGCUAUCCUUAGAACUCGCAGGAAUUCUGAAGGUUUUGAAGAGGGUGAGGAAGAUGUAUCAAAGCUUGUUUCCCAUCGUAGUAGAUUUACAUGCAAGGGUUCUUCUACAGAAGGAGUACUUUGUGCUGUAAUUUUUGCCUCUAGCUAGUUGGUUUAGAUCACCUGUCAGGGUUCUUUACCUAUAAGGUGGUAAUUGUUUUCUUGUUUUGGGUCUAAAUCAGUCUUAACCGAGCCAACAUCUUACUGGAUGUUUAUUUUGCGUAGAGAUACUCCACA
This is a messenger RNA of Rosa rugosa (rugosa rose), 1991 nucleotides long. Its product is annotated as putative F-box/FBD/LRR-repeat protein At1g78760. The record is from RefSeq and is a predicted model, not a curated record. Gene Ontology annotation, molecular function: protein binding. The coding region runs from base 205 to 1683 and encodes 492 amino acids. The transcript has 6 exons. NCBI's taxonomy places the organism in Eukaryota, Viridiplantae, Streptophyta, Magnoliopsida, Rosales, Rosaceae.